AUGGAGGACUUAAAGGAAAAGGUCAAUGAAGGGGAACCAAAGGAAAUAAAGUAUAGAGGAGUAAGGAGGAGGCCAUGGGGAAAGUUUGCUGCAGAGAUUAGAGAUUCGGCUAGACAUGGAGCUCGUGUGUGGCUUGGGACCUUUAACACUGCUGAGGAGGCAGCAAGAGCUUACGAUCGUGCUGCCUUUGAAAUGAGAGGAACAAUGGCCAUUCUCAACUUCCCACAUGAACACCUUCCUUGCAAUGUGGCCACUUUCAGCAACAAGUCCUCAUCAUCUAAGACUGAACUUGGUAAACAAGUUGUCGUAUUUGAGUAUCUGGAUGACAAAUUGUUAGAGGAACUCCUUGAUUGUGAUGACAAAACCGGCAAUGAACACUUCGACAAGUAG
Molecule: messenger RNA, 390 nt
Organism: Sphenostylis stenocarpa
Lineage: Eukaryota; Viridiplantae; Streptophyta; Magnoliopsida; Fabales; Fabaceae
Source: the annotation of a GenBank genome assembly